UGGCACUGGGGAGUGACAGCGAGAUGAGCGACUUAGCUGAGAAAGCUUGGCUGUGUGGGCAGGAGCCCCAGAGAGACAGGGAAUCCGGAAGAGAAACCUGAGCCACGGCACGUCCUGAGAACCGUAUUUCAUCCUCUGCCCUGCAGCAGCUGCAGUCCUCCCCGGUCUCUCAUCCCACGAAGAGGCUGAGCCCUGGGCAGAGCUGCUGCGGCUGGUACCCGAGCGAGAACCCACGUCGAGCUGUCAUGGGGAGUGGAAUGAGCAAGGUGGUUAAAGGUCUCUACCUUGGGAACAUCCGGGAUUCUGAGGACAAAGAAAAUUUGGCAAGGAACGGGGUCACCCACAUCCUGUCUGUGCAUAACAACGCCAAGCCUGUGCUGGAGGACGUGACGUACCUCUGCAUAUCAGCGUCGGAUUCGUCCGCUCAGAACCUGAUACAGCAUUUUAAGGAGUGCAUCAAAUUUAUUCACGAAUGCCGGCUGCAUGGGGGAGGCUGCCUCAUUCACUGCCUGGCUGGGGUUUCCCGCAGCACCACCAUCCUGGUGGCGUACCUCAUGACCGUGACGGACCUCAGCUGGGAAGAGUGUCUGGCGGCCACCAGAGCGGUCCGCUCCUACGUGAGCCCCAACUUCGGCUUCCAGCAGCAGCUGCAGGAGUACGAGAGGACGCUGCUCAAGGAGUACCGAGCCUGGAUUCGAUGCGAGUAUGGCAGGAACCCGUUUAAUGACCAAGAGGAGCUUCGGCGCUUGCUUGUGCAGCAGGAAGAGAAGCAGAGGUCACAGAGAACAGUUGAUCACUGGCUCAAUGCUCCCGAACCCACGUACUCCCUGCCUUACAAUGCCUAUGGUACCAGCAGAAACAGGUGGAUGAAUAGAUAAGAAAAGACUUGCUAAGACAUUAUCCCUGCUGGGGUGGAAGACUCUGUGUUGGUCUUUGUGUGAGGAAUUGCUUUGAUAUUUGUGUGUAGGGCGGAGAGCUAGCCGAAUGCCACCUGCUCAGCCGGGCUGCUGGGAUCUAGCCGUAAAAGCAGAGGAUGGAGGUCGGCAUUUCGGGGUUCUGCUCCCAGCUCUGCCACUGCCUCAGUGUGUGACCCCAGGCAAAUCCCUUUCUCCUUCUGUGCCUCUGCUUGCCCAUGUACAAAAUCUCUCAGGGGCGUGGAGAGACAUCACUAAUUACCAGCAGCAAAGGUGCUUUGAGAGCCUUGGAGGAACAAAGCUGUGGAAGCGAACAUCUUGAUAUUAGUGGACUGGCCCUUUGGUCGUGAAUCUUUUAGCCUGAUGGUGCCCAUUGGUCCCCUUCUGAUCUGCACUUGCCAUGCGGUGGUAUGAAGGGCAUCGUGGCUAUUACACAUGCUGGGCCCAAUUCACUGCUGGGAGAAGCAGGCACCAUGCCAUUGAACUCAAGGGAGGUGUGCCUAUUCAUCCUACCAGACUAGAUCUACCCUACAAAUUGUUGUCAGGGCACUGGGUUGCAGUCAGAACAUGGGCAAUAGCUACUGAAAACCCAGCUAGGUCUUCAUCGACCACCAGGUCUUCAUUGCUUUCCUAGUAUUCGCAGCGCUGUAUCAGGCAAUGUACCAAUCCACCCAUGCCCUGGCUUUCCUAGUCCUUGCAGCGCUGUAUCAGGCAGUGGAAGCCAGAGGUAGGCGAGUCCUGCUAUCGCCUCUCUUUCCCACUUGCCCAAUAUUUUGCCAAGGCAGGUUCACUAAAGCUGGAGGGAAUUUGGUUUUAAGAUACUUGAGCAGGAGGUUUCUGGAGCUGGACUGUGCCCUCCAAGGAUACUGGGGGACUUAUCUGAAUAAUUGUUCAGCAGAAGAGAUGAGGCAAGCAUAACCCGAGCCCGUGUCCCAAUGGAUCUCACUGACAGGUGACUUCUCUAUCCGGCCUGCCUGUUUUUGUGAUCCAUUUCUUCUCCCCCUUGGGCCACCCCAAAGACUCUUUCCUUCCUUGGUGUUUUCACCCUAAAUGUCUGAUGACCCCCUUGGACUUUCUGGCCUCGGGCCUCUCCCUUGCCCACACCUGUGCAUCAAAAUCAUAGAAGUGCAGGGCUGGAAGGGAGAUGGUCUAGUCCAGGGGUGGCCAGCCUGCAGCACGUAUGCCACAAGUAGCAUGGGCAGCCCCUGUGCAUGGUACACAGCAGAUCAGGGGAAACAGUGGCAGAGUGGCAGGGAGCAGAAAGCAGAGCAGCAGAUGGAACAGGAAGCCUAGGGCAGGGAGCAGAAAGCAAAGCUGCGGAUCAGGUAGGGAGUCGAAAGCAGAGCAGCAGAUCAGGUAGGGGAAGGGGAUCAGAUUCCCCUGCACCUCAGUAUCUAACCUCACUGCACAUGAAGCCAGUUACUACUUCUGUGACCCUCAAAAGACUCAAAGAGUAAUUUGAUUACUGCCAUCUUUGUAACAACCUUUUACAUACUAGAAGCCUAUUGUCAUUCUCUCCCCCAAGUCAUGUCCUUUCUAGAUGAAGCAAAGCCAGUUCCUCCAGCCUGUCCUCAACGUACUUGCAUUGCAUUGAUGUUCCCUUAUGGCAUGGCUAGGGUUGCACCAUGCCUUGGGAUGUCUGCUGCUUUGGCCGCUUAGAGUAUGGGAAGACCUUGAAUUCACUCCAUUUGCCCGUUUUGCUCCAGGAAACAUGAACGGGGUGCCAAGGGACAGCAUGGGGGAAGCCUGCCCCGUCAUAGCUUGCACUCCUGUCCCUAAUUGCACGGCCAUCACAGGAGUUUGUCUAGAACAAACAGCUCAGUGCACUGAUUUCUUUAACCCAGAUGGGCUCAGAUUGUGUGUGAUGCCAAGACCCCUUGGCCUAACUCGGGUAGCAGAAAGGGACUUUAAAAUAAGAGCAAACACAGCAAACUGGGAACAAAUUUAAUUAGUGUCCACCCAGCCUAAGGCCCUUUUUACAUUUCCAGGUAAAUCCAGUGCAAACAGGCCCAGAGGUCUUCAAAUCAUUGUAAAGGCCUAGCAGGAAACAAUUGUUUCGGGUGCUGUGAUAUUGAAAAGCAAUUGCCAACAAAACAGUCAGUGAGGCCUUGAUUAGAACAGCACUUAAGCAGAUGAAUUGUUUAAUUGAGUUAAUCGGGACUGCAGUCCCUUGGGCUGAGAAAAGGCUAUCAGGACUGGGUACUUGCCUAAACACAGUGCAAACAAUAACAGGAAGAGCCUGCCUAAAUGUUUUACAUCUCAUUAAGGCACCAGAUCUUGUUUCUCAGAGGGCCUCAUGUUUCUAUUAGUAGUCUUGAAAUUGCCUGGGCCUAGUCAGCUCCAGGCAGCUUUAGAAGCCUUAAAAUUCAGCCUUCAGAUGAUACAGGCCACAUCUACAUGUGCAUUAAUGUACUUUAGUUAAUACGCAUUAAAUCUAGUAACUCCAGGCAUUUUUGCACGUGUAAGCGCUGCAGUCCUGGGCACUUUGAAAAGUGCCUGGAGCUGCGACGCUUGCAUUUGUAUAAGUGGCAAAAUGUGCGUCAGCGCUGAAGAAGUGGUGGCACCACGCUUUUGAACCAAAACUCAUUGGAGGUGCUUUAGUUCAAAAGCACACCGCCAUCAUUUUCUAUGCGCUGACACGCAUUUUGGCACUUGUACAACUGCAUGUGGUGCAGCACAGUUUGAAUCAGCUUGUGUGCGGAGCGGACUCGAUUAAUCGAGUCUGCUGCGAAGCAGUGGAUCUCUGGUGUGUCGUAGAGUAAAAAAGUCUGUGUAUAAAUGCCCUCCAUUGGGGGUACUAGGAACAUGUGCACUAGCCUGUCUUAAUACGCAUUAACUAAAGAGCCCAGGGCAUUUAUGGAUGUGCUCUGGGAGGCGGAGGGCACUUCAGUUAGUGAGUCACGCUAAUUAAAAGUGCCCAAGUGUCACGUGUAUCAAUGUUCCCAGGCUGAAAAAUGGCAGCGGGGAGCUUUGAACUAAAGCUCAUCAAACAGGCUUUAAUUCAAAGUGCUGGAUUUACAGCAUGUCAGAGCAGCCUUGCUGCACGUCCAUAGGAGCCCAAAGUUUUUAAGUAACGCUUAAUGCUUAUAGUCUAUUUUAAUGUACAUUAACUAAAACAUCUACACAUGCAUUAAUGUGCUUUAGUUAGUACGCAUUAAAUCCAGUACCACCAUUGUGAGGUACUAAGAAAAUGUGCAUUAUCUUAUUUUAAUGCACUUUAAAUAGCACGGGUUUUUAGUGAUGCUUUAAUGCACAUUUAGAUAGGCUAAUGCACAUUAAAGUGCAUGUGUAGAUGCACCCCACCAUUUUAGUGACAUGUUAAGGCACAUUAAAAUAGGCUAAUGCAUAUUAAAUCACGUGUCAAUACACUCAGUGUUAAACUGCACACAGCUACCUUACAAACUAGAUAUGUAGAUAAUGGGGUCAAAGUGUUUCUAUGCAUUUAAAUGCACUUAACCAUGCCUAAUGCACGUCUGUUCCAAUGUAAAUAUUAGGCAAACAUCUGGAACGGGUGUCCUGUUUUGCAGUUACAUGAAUUAUGCACUUUUCCAUGGAUACAUAGAAUGGAGUACACUAUAUUCCCAUAUUUACAGUUAGGUACUGCUUAAAUAACAGCUUCUUGAACUGUGGCUUCAGAGUUUGCCUGAGAAAGAUAGGAUCAGACAUGAGGUGGCUAUCUAUAUUUAUAUCCAACAUAAGAUUAUGGAAGACAAAGCAUGGAAAUACAACUUAACCCCAAAGAAUGACCAACCCUAUGUUGUCAUUUGUGCUGUUUCCUUGCUGACACUACAGGCUUCUGUAAUGACUUAAAAUGCAAACAUCAUUUCCAUCCAUCCACAUACUUAUUUGAACAUAAGCGUCAGAGCCUCUGGAAAAUGUAAAAAACACACGAUAUUUUUAUCCUUCAUCAAAAAAAUGCUAUAAAUAUCUUUCGUGAAUUCUCAGAACUGUAAUACCAGAUGCCAUCUUUUCUCAGAAAAAAAAGGAUGUUUAAAAUAUGUCACAAUUCAGUUGAUUGUAGUUUCUGGGCCCUGGAGUGUGUUGAGUGUGGUGGAGUGGCAGACAACCAGAUAAAUAUUUACGU
Messenger RNA from Alligator mississippiensis (American alligator), 4998 nucleotides. Its product is annotated as dual specificity protein phosphatase 22-A-like. Gene Ontology annotation, cellular component: cytosol. The record is from RefSeq and is a predicted model, not a curated record. Gene Ontology annotation, molecular function: protein tyrosine/serine/threonine phosphatase activity. The transcript has 8 exons. Gene Ontology annotation, biological process: regulation of cell population proliferation; positive regulation of JNK cascade; protein dephosphorylation. Bases 246 to 878 code for a protein of 210 amino acids. Lineage: Eukaryota; Metazoa; Chordata; Crocodylia; Alligatoridae.